UAUAUUUAAUUUUACAUUACUGCCUAUGUGCAACUGAUCUACACGGCUUGUUAAAAAACCUACAUGUCCGGCUAGCUAGCUAGCCGACUAGCUACAUUUUCGAGAACACCCGGUUUGGAUUUGGACGUCGGCAUUGGCCAUUGCUGGAUGUUUUUGAGACAAGCGAAGGGGCUGUUUGUAGUCGGCGGAGAAGAUGGGGGACUCUUAUGACCCAGAACAUCCGACAGAGUGUGUCAUCACCUUGGAGAGCACACUGCUCUGAGCUGGUUUGUUCCGGGCCAGCAGCACCACCAGGCUGCACUCGACAGCCCUGCCCCUAAAUGGAUGCGCUUGUGGAGACAGAGAUCAGAGAAGAGGGAGGUGAUGCUGUGGAUAAGAAUGAGAGCCUUUCUAAGGCCACCCUUCUCAAAGGCCUCUCACCAAAAAAUGUUGGGUCGAGCCGCCUCCUGCCUAAAGGCACCAAGUCAAAGGUGAAUCUGGAGGAACAAGGCAGGCAGAGGGUCUCUUUCAGCUUUCAGAUAAAGAAACCGUUACCAUUGUUUAUGGCCCCCCUCAGCCCUGAAAAAUCAUUCGGUGAUCUGCAGCUCCCUGCCACACAGUUUGCCACCUCACCCCCCCAAGAUAGAGUAGAGCUGCAAGCUAUUAGUAGGAAUGAACAAACUGAGUUACUGCCUCCUCCCCAUGUCAUAGAACCCCUGGCUCCACCACCAACAGUCCCCUCUCCCCCCAAAGCCAAGCUUGAUGCUGGGAAGAUGCACUUCAAGAAGCAGAUCCUCAGCGUCUCUGCUAGUCUGGAGCAGAUGACCGAGAAGGAGCCCCUGGCUUGCGACUUAAAUAAGGAGCCUCCUUCCUCAGAGGAGGAGGCUGUGCUUAAGCCAACAUACAGACCGGAAGCAGAGAGCCCACCAGCCCAGGUCCACGACAGUGUUAUCAUUGAACGUACCCCUGAGGAGCCAUUCAUGGGGGGAAUGGCUGAGGAGAAACCAGACCCCUAUAUCAAAGGCCCUGUUGAUACUUCCCAUAUUGGGAAAGAGGACAGGGACCGAAGUGGAGCAACAGAGUAUGCAGAAAAUGUAGAGCACAGGAAAAGCCUGUCCCAGUCAGACAGUACGCUUCCUGGCUCAGAGUCCGAUGCUGACUCUGUGCGGACGUCUUCCAGCCAGAAGUCAGGUGACCUCAAGAGCACAGCUAAGGUGGAUGGUUGGAGCAAGGAUGUUCAGAGCAACUCCUCUGGUUGUAGAGUGGAGGAUUUUGGAAAGUCUCAUGCAAGGACAGAGAAGGACGAAAGGUUAGCUGGCCAUUCAAAGUCUGAGCAUGAGUCAAGACGCACAUCCUCGCGGUCCUCCCGUUCAGAUAAAGAUAGAAGGAAAACAAAGAGCCGAUCACGUUCCCGUUCUCGUUCCCGAUCUAGAGGCUCUAGAACAAGUUCCUCAUACUCUAGAGCUGAGAGGUCCUCAAGGAGUGAGAAACUAGCAAGAUCAGACAGGUCCCACUACCGUGACUCUGAGCGUAGAUCACAUAGGAGUUCUCCAUAUCACGAAACGAGAUCAUCUCGCUCUCGAACUGAACAUAGAUCUCGUGAUAGCUCAGACUCUGAGGAUGACCACCGUAGGACUCGUACUCACGGCAGUGACUCCAACCGUUCAUCUACCCAUUCUAGCUCUUACAGAGACUCUAAAUCAUCAUCAUCUUACUCAAAAUCUGACAAGGACUCCAAAUCAAUAGAAUCCUCUCGCUCUUCUGAGUCUGAGAAAAGAACACAGUCAAGGUCUGAGAGAUAUUCUAGGAGGACCAAGGACUCUGAGCAAAUUAAAAAGAGCUCUCCAGAAGCAGAACCAGAUUAUAGGAAGUCCAGCACCUCGUCCAAAAAUGAGAGUUGCCAUAAAUCUUCUCCCAAACCUAGUAGCAGUUCCCAGAAUUCAGAGAAGAUGGCUCUGAAAAGUACCUCCAGCUCUGACUCUGAGGAGGAGUGGAAGGGGAAGUGUCACUUAAAGGUCUCAUCUAAGUUUUCCCCGUCCUCUUUGUCAGAAGCGCCAGGAGCCACCACAUGUGAAAAAACCGACAUCUCCAGUUCACAGCAAAUGUCACCUAAGCCCUUGUGUAAUUUCAAAGGAGCUGACCGACAAUCACAGGACAUGUUCACCAGUCCAGAAAAAAUACACACAAAGUCCAAUUCUGACGACCAUCACAAAAAUAAUGAGGAAAAUAUGGCUUCUCAGCUUGCUGAUUGUUGCUCGUUUGAAGAAAGAGACAGUAAAGAAGGUGUCCAAGCUGAUGCUAUGUGUAGUACUCAACACCUAACUGUGCCUGAGCCUUGCUCUUCCGAUGGCUUGGUGCCUCAGGACACUGAACAAACAAACUCUUAUAACUCAGUUGCCUGCAUAAGGGCCAAGCAGGUAUCCACCUAUAGUCUGCGCUCCAAGUCUAAAUCUCAAAAGCUUGAGUCUUUGCCACCUCUAGAACAGACCUUGCCCGAUUCAAGUCCAACACCUGUGUGCCAGCAUAGUCCAAGCCAAGGUAGUAAUCUCCUUGAUACAUGCAUCAAUUUUCCUGACAACUGCUCCUCCUCUGAGACAUUUAGGGACCAGCAAAAGACAGGAGAGGUUUACACCUUGAACAAAACUCUCUUAGAUGAUGGAGGAACACAUGUGCUUGUCACCCAUUGUGAGCCUAAUAUUAGGUCAAGUUCAUUAGGGCUUAACCAUCAAAUUUGUCCUAAUGACCACAGUUUGUGUGGGACUUUGAAGGACACGGUUACAUGUGUGACUACAUCAGAUGGAUCAGAUAGACCGGAACUUCAGUUAGUCCACAGUAGAGCAGAAUCAAAAACAAUCAACAGUGAGCUGAGUGAUGGUCUUGAAGUUGCAAAUUGUUUUCCUGCAAACAAGCAGAUGGUCACCAGAGUGAGCGACAUCUUGAAUGAAAAUACCAUCAUGAAAAACUUUGUUCCAGAGAUUACAGAAGGUCCUUAUCACGCACAGCCUGAAAUCAGAACAGCUAAAGACUCUGCAGAGAACAAAACAGAUAUAGCAAAAACCACUUCUAAUUGCUCUGGUGAAGAUGCUCUGUUCUGCACUGACAAAAUUGUCAUAUUAGAACGGAAUACCCCUCAAGUAGGCCAGGGUCUAAAAGAAUCAAAACCAGCAGCAGUUGUUUCAGUUGAACUCCUAGGUGAAGAUCACUUGCAGAAGAACACUAAAACUGUAGAGAAUUUGCUUUCCAGUCAAUGUGAGACUAGCCUAAAGGUCACAGAGUGUGUGAUUGGAGGUCUGACAGAGCAGCUGAACAAGACUGAACAACAGAAGUCUGAGCAAUUAAAAAACAAAAAAAUGAAUGUGAAAAAAUCACGCUGGGACAUUGUGGGAGAGAACACCUCUGACCAUGAGAACUCUCCCAAAAUUAUUUGCAAUGAGUCUAAGCCCUCUGUUAAAAAGAUAAUUUCUGUUAAGAGUAUAGAGUUCUCUAAAGAAUCUGGUUUGGAGGACACAAGCUUAAAGAAAGAAUCUGAUUUUAGUCAUGAGCAGAGUCCUAUGAUGGCACAGCUUCAUUUAAACAUGGGAGCGCAGAAGUUUUCUAAAAGGCUUGUUGUCGUUGUAAAGAAGGAAGACAUGGGAAUUCAAUUGGAUGGCUCUCUAAGAUUUCAGGAGAAAGUAAAACUACAAGAGCAGGUGGAUCCAUCAAAAACUUUACCAAAUCCUCAGUUAUGUGACACUAGCCUUGAGGCAGAGGAUGUCAAACCCUGCAUUGAUCAGAACUUUAAAGGCCCUCCAAAAUCUAGCCAUUCAUCUGUUGGAGACAAUAAUAAGGACCAAGAGUGGACAGGGGAUGCCAGUGGUCAUCAACAGCAGGGUGACCUUUUGAGGAACAAGUUUGGUAGCAGUAGCAAUGUGUCUUUGGAGCGGGCUGUGGAAGGCAACAGUGAAGAGAGUGACACAGAGGACUCUGAGUCUGACUCUGAUGACAGCAGCAUUCCCAAGAACCGUUUGCACUCUGUGGUUGUUGUGCCAAAGAAUUCCUCCCUUACUCUGGAUACCAGAGCUGGGCCUACUUCAUCAUCUGUCCACAGUGACAGCCCUCUGCAACCACCUGUAGAGUGGCUGGAGCGCAGCUGGUUGAUGCCCAGCAGCCAAGGCUCUGACCGGGGCGAAGGUGUCCGUAGAGGGGUCUCUGGUAAAGGAUGUUCCACUCUGCUGUCUGAGGGCAAUCAACAUGGCCUUGAGCCUUGUGCGAAUGUAAAACCUCCCAUUGCCUCCCAAAGUAUGGCUUAUUUGUCCCAAAGCAAUAUGGUUGACAGCACCAGCCAAGUGGAGGCUGCUCGCAGUGCCCAGCAGCACAUGGAACAAGUCCCCACCACUAAUGUGAAACCAAAGACCCUUGGAACGAUGAGCCAUGCUGGUAACUUCCACCACCUUGAAGACUCAUGGAGGGAGCCUGACACAGGAUACUCACAGCACUAUGAUGGUCCUGACAGCUGGCAUGGGCGUAAGCGAAUGUACCGUUAUCAACAAGCAGACUUCUCUGGCUCUGAUGACUUUGACUGCAAAGAUGGAUAUAGUCUGGGAUGGGACUUCACACAACCAGAACAGCCGAGCAGCACCUACCAGCAGCCAGACAGCAGCUUUGGCAUCCAGCCCCAGAAACCUUCCCAGUCUGCCAGCUCUGCCACUGGGCUGGUUUGUGGUCAGGGUAGCAGUUUUUGGAACACGCCCAGUGUGUCUGAAAGCUGCAGGCCACUGUACCUCCCUGUGCCUUCACACUAUUGUGAGCCAGUUAGCCAGGUCCAACCUGACUCUCUGACUAACGAUUAUGAUGAUGAGAGCCGGAGGAAGAUGGUGCCUCACAACACAUCAACCACGUUGUCCUGUGACCUUCCUCCUCCAGCUUCGUCAUCUUACUCUUUUGUCCAAGCCCACGAGAUCAGCAGCAAUUGCAGGGGUCUUGUGAGUGCCACCCCAGAGAGCACGGCCAUCCCUGACACCCCUAAACGUGAGGAUGGCCAAAGACCUCACCGGGGUAGGGGCCCACCAAAAAAGAGACGACCAGAGCUGGAGUCUGACUCGGAGAAUGAGGCCGAAGCAGGGCUUUCUGCCAAGAGAGAGCGCAUUUCAUACGAUGGUGCGGAGACCCCAUCCCAAGCUGUUGUAGCUGAGCGGCCCUCGCUUAGUCUGCAGAAUUUCCAGGACCCUGCUGCCUGGAAGGAGCUGGCUAGGACGAAAAAGAUGCCUCCAUACUUUGACCUGAUAGAAGAGAACUUGUACCUGACAGAGCGGAAGAAGAACAAGUCUCACCGAGACAUCAAACGAAUGCAGUGCGAGUGCUCAGUGUUGUCACGGGAGGAGCGAUCCCGUGGAGCCGCAGCUUGUGGGGAGGACUGCCUCAACCGCCUGCUGAUGAUCGAGUGCUCAUCGCGAUGCCUGAAUGGAGUUUACUGUUCCAACCGGCGCUUUCAGAUGAAGCAGCAUGCGGACUUUGAGGUCAUCUUGACAGAAAGCAAGGGCUGGGGCCUGAGGGCGGCUAAGGACCUGACGCCGAACACCUUUGUGUUGGAGUAUUGUGGGGAGGUUUUGGACCACAAAGAGUUCAAGGCCCGUGUCAAAGAGUAUGCCCGCAACAAGAACAUCCACUACUACUUCAUGGCCCUAAAGAACAAUGAGAUCAUUGAUGCCACACUGAAGGGGAACUGUUCUCGUUUCAUGAACCACAGCUGUGAACCCAACUGUGAGACCCAGAAGUGGACCGUAAAUGGUCAGCUUCGAGUCGGUUUCUUCACCACCAAGGCUGUGACAGCUGGCACUGAACUCACAUUCGACUACCAGUUCCAGAGAUAUGGGAAGGAGGCUCAGAAGUGCCUGUGUGGAGCUCCGAGCUGCCGGGGUUUCCUGGGUGGGGAGAACCGGGUCAGUAUCCGGGCCGCAGGGGGAAAGAUGAAGAAAGAACGCACGCGGAAGAAGGACACAGUGAGCGCGCUCACUACGGUGGAUGAGGAGCUGGAGGCACUGCUGGAGAAUGGUGAGGGUCUGUCCGAUGAGAAGCAAGUGGUCUCGCUCUGUCGGCUUAUGGUUCGAGUGGAGACCAUGGAGCAGAAGCUGACCUGCCUCAAACUCAUCCAGAAUACCCAGAAUCCCGCUUGCCUGAAGCAGUUCCUGGAUCACCACGGCCUCUCGCUGCUUUGGAUCUUCAUGGUGGAACUCUCGGAGGCCAAAGGCAACAACAUCAAGUUGCAGCUGGAGAUCAUGAAGAGCCUGGCGGUUCUUCCCAUCUCCACCAAGAACAUGCUGGAGGAGAGCAGGGUGCUGCACUUCAUCCAGCGCUGGGCCCAGAACCAGGCCCUGCCCCCGCCCGCCGAGCAGGACGGGUACUCCAGCGAGAACACGUCCCGCGCCCAGACCCCGCUCAACACCCCCGACGGGCCGCCCGUCAAGCCGGGCCAGGAGCUGGACAGCGACACGCCCAAACGCGCCGUGUACCGGCGCCUGAAGAUCAUCAGCGAGAACAGCCUGGACAGCGCCCUCUCCGACGCCAGCAAGGCCUCCGACGGCAAGGAGGACGAGGAGGAGGACGAGGAGGAGGAGGAGGAGGACGACUCUUCGCAGGCCGAGCCCGCGGAGAGCAGUCAGGCGGGCCAGGAAACGGUGGCGGAGGAGGCUUCCGCAGCACUGGAGGAGAAGCAGGAACCAGCAGAGCCAACAGAGGGCGCCACUGGGGCCGAGCCCAAGAGCGAGGAGCCCGGGGAGGGGGAGGUGGAGGUGGACAUGGAGGUGCAGGCGGAGCAGGAGAGGACUGAGGGCCAGGAGGUGGAGGUGGAGGUGCAGCUCAGCCAGCCAGGGAAGGAGGUGGAGCAGGAGGCCGAGACGGAGGGGGUGCAGGAGGAGAGCCAGGAGGAGAGCCAGGCGGAGGCGAUGGGGCCGCUGACUGUGACCACAGAGAAGGAAGGGGAUUCAGAAGAGCAGCCGUCUCAGGCAGAACAGCCGAGCCAGACCGCCCCUGCGGAGGAGCUUCCCAAAGAGGAGGAGACCAAGGUGGAGGAGGUCGCCGGGGUAGAGGAGGCUGUGGAGGAUCCUGCGGCCGUGAAGCAGGGCGUGGAGGAGGUAGCGGUGACAGCUGAGGAGGGCGUGGCCACAGGAGAGGCCGCGCCCGUCCAAGAUCCGCCCGCUCCAGUGGAGACAGCGGUGGCGGUGUCUGAGUCCGCCGUAGAGGCCACCGAUCCGGGGACUGCCCUCGCCACGGCCGAUCCUGUCGCCGUGGCUGAUGCCAUCGCCGUGGAGACACCGUCCCAGGACGAGGAGGAGGGCGUGUCGGACGUGGAGAGCGAGAGGAGCCAGGAGCCCCCGCUCAGGGUGGUGGACAUCGCUGACAUGGCCGCCCGACUGCUGGACACCUGGAAGGACCUGAAGGAGGUGUACAGGAUCCCCAAGAAGAGCCAGGUGGAGAAGGAGCACAGUGACCGCAGCCGCGACCGCGACGCGCCCUUCACCCCGCGCACGCCCUCGGGCAGCCGCGAGCGCGAGAGGGACAGGGAGCGGGAGCGCGACCGGGACCGCGACCGUGACCGCGAUCGGGACCGGGACCGGGACCGGGACCGCGAUAAAGACCGGGACCGCGACCGCGACAGGGACCGCGAGAGGGACAGAGACCGGGACCGCGACGGCGAGAGGACGAUGCGCAGCGCGGAGCGCCGCCGCCGCCGGGCGUCCCUCUCGCCCCCGCUCUCCGCCUACGACAGGAGCAGCCGGCGCAGCGAUGACCGGUACGACCACCCCAACAGCAGCAAGAAGAAGGGGCGGACGAAGGAGCGCCAGAAGCUGACGACGGAGGAGCGGAGGAAGCUGUUUGAGCAGGAGGUGGCCCAGCGCGAGGCGCAGAAGCAGCAGCAGCUGCAGACCCUGGCCUACGACAGCCUGGGCUACUCGUCCAGCCCCCACGGCUUCCUGGCCUACCCCCCGGGCUACCCCAUGCAGGCCUACGUGGACCCCAGCAACCCCAACGCCGGCAAGGUGCUGCUGCCCACCCCCGCGGUGGAGCCGCUGCCCCCCGCCCUGCCCUACGAGCAGACCCCGCCCCCGCAGCCGCUGCUGCCCGAGCUGGGCCUGGCCUCGCCCUCGCCCACCACCCACCUGGCCGCCGCGCCCCUGGAGCUGGCGCAGGGCAGCGCGCCGCAGUACGCGCAGCCGGGCGUGGCGGCGCAGGACCCCUCCGUGGCCGUCCUCUCCAUGCCCGCGCCGGCGGCCGGCACGCAGGUGCAGGGCCAGCAGAGCUACGCCCCCCUGUGGGACCCCGCGGUACAGCAGGCGCUCACCGUGCAGGCCACACCCGCCCAGCAGUACCCGCCCGCCGCCACCGCCCAACCGCAGGCCGCCAUCUACUACCAGGGCCAGCCGUGCCAGGCGGUGUACAGCAUCCCCACCGCCGCCUACCCGCAGACCAGCGCGCCCGUCAUACAGACCUACACCGAGCCUGCCGCGGGCUACCUGCAGGGACAGCAGGUGUACUCUGGCCACCAGCAGGGGGUGGUGCUGCAGCAGGCAGGCAGCGUCACCACCAUCGUCGCGGCGCAGACCGUUCCGCAGGAGAUGAUGGUCCCCAACAACUUAAUGGACCUGCCCCCACCCUCGCCCCCCAAACCCAAAUCCAUCGUCCUGCCCCCCAGCUGGAAAGUAGCACGUGACCCAGAGGGCAAGAUCUACUACUACCAUGUGAUCACCAGGCAAACGCAGUGGGACCCCCCGUGCUGGGAGGGGGGCAGCGACAAUGCCAGCGUAGACCAUGAGGCUGAGAUGGACCUCGGGACGCCCACUUACGACGAAAACCCCUCCAAGUUCUCCACUAAGACGGCAGAAGCUGACACCUCCAGCGAGCUGGCCAAGAAGAGCAAGGAGGUCUUCCGCAAGGAGAUGUCCCAGUUCAUCGUGCAGUGCCUGAACCCGUACCGGAAACCAGACUGCAAGCUGGGCCGCAUUGGCAACACCGAGGACUUCAAACACCUAGCCAGAAAGCUGACGCACGGCGUGAUGAACAAAGAGCUCAAGUCCUGCAAGAACCCGGAGGACCUGGAGUGCAACGAGAACGUCAAGCACAAGACCAAGGAGUACAUCAAGAAGUACAUGCAGAAGUUCGGCCCGGUGUACAGGCCCAAGGAGGACACGGAGGUGGACUGAGCCUCCACCCGUCCGCACGGAAAGCUCGCGGGAGACGUUCACCAACACAGGCUCGGCCUUCACUCGGUCACGUGACAUCAGCUCACCAGGGUCAGGCGGUUGCCGUAGCGUCGGUUGCCGUAGCGUCAGCUGUCUGGAGUGUGAGGUCUGCGGGGGUAG
Molecule: messenger RNA, 9314 nt
Organism: Anguilla anguilla (European eel)
Lineage: Eukaryota; Metazoa; Chordata; Actinopteri; Anguilliformes; Anguillidae
Gene: setd2
Product: SET domain containing 2, histone lysine methyltransferase
Exons: 22
Coding region: 321-9155 (2944 amino acids)
Biological process (GO): regulation of DNA-templated transcription
Cellular component (GO): nucleus; chromosome
Molecular function (GO): histone H3K36 methyltransferase activity; protein binding
Source: RefSeq, a predicted model, not a curated record